AUGAAAAUCCAAGAACCUACUAUUGUUUUAAACCAUGUGCAAGUUACUGAGUUGUUCAGAGAUAACCGUAAUUUGCAACAUUCCUUUUUAAAAUGGAUCAUUCUUGCUUUGGAAUCAAAAGACAAACAGGAACACGCCAACGAUGAUAUCGAAAAAGAAUUAGAAGUUUUAAAGCGUGAAAUACUUGAAAUUCAAAUGGCUGGAAUGAUACACCAAAAUGUGUACAACGAGAGCCUUGAUCUUUUAAGCCAAUGCAACACCUACAGGCAAACACAAGAUUCUAACAUACGAGACUGUGUGUUCGAUAGAGUUUUUAAAUCUUUAGAUAUGGAGGUUAACAGUGCCGAGAACAUACUCUUUUAUGUAAAUCAAUUGACGAUUUCUCAGCGAUUGGUGAUACGUUUCAUGGUUCAUCAAUUCAUCCAAGCACAAGUUGCAUUUAUCAGGACCACCUCAAAGGCCCAGCAAUAUACAAAGCGCUCAGAAUUAGAAGGAUAUCAUUGCACUACAAAUCCUUAUUACAGUGAUUUAGAAAAAACUUCAACGAAGCUUAAAGACGAGAUCGACUCAAAGGAAUCGUUGAUUGCAAAGCUAAGUCAAGAACUACAAGAAAUAAAGGUUCAAAUGGUGCAACAACAACAAGGGCUUGAAAACGCGAAAAAGAUUCUUGAUGAGCAGAUCGAGCAGAAUAGUAAAAUUUCAAAUGAAAAAGAACAAUUAAAAGAACAUUUCAAGUCAGAACAUGUGCAUAUGCAAAACGAAUUAGAACGAAUUAGACGGGAGGUCGAAUCUGCCAGAAACGAAGCUGUUAUUUAUCAAGCCCAACUUGGAAGCGCCAUUAAUAUUCGUUGGAGUGAUGAUACCUUUAACAAUCCUAUCCAGUUAACAAAGGAAAUUGAAAAAUUAUGCCAAAAG
Molecule: messenger RNA, 915 nt
Organism: Dentiscutata heterogama
Lineage: Eukaryota; Fungi; Glomeromycota; Glomeromycetes; Diversisporales; Gigasporaceae
Source: the annotation of a GenBank genome assembly